ACAUUCUAAUUGAUAUUACCUGUUGCUUAAAGUAAAGUAUAAAGAUGUCACAUUUUAGUUCGGAAAAAAGACAAAUUUGGAAAAACUUAUGUGUUUGAGAUUACAUAGAACGACGCCAUCUUGCAAAUUUGAAAAUAUUUUUUCAAAAUUUCCGUAUUAUGGCAGGAUAAAGCACUUUGUUACAACUAUACUCUCUGACAAUGGACCCUGAAUAUGAGAGGCGGCUCUUAAGACAGAAAAAUGGUCAGAUAUCACCUUACAAGCAGCAACUAGAUAGGACAUUAUCUCCAUAUUCCUCUCCUGUCCAAAGAAGUCCAGUGAAUUCCCCACAGAAAGACAAGUAUGGAGACAGGUUCAUACCAAGUCGAGCUGGGGCAAAGUGGGCCAUAGACUUUGGAAGCCCUAAUGGUGUUUCUCCAGAGAGCCAGCAGAAUAGAAAAGCCAGAGAUGCUACAACAGAUAGCAAUAAAGAUGGUGUUGCAUACAACAGUUUGCUGAAGAAUGAACUGCUUAAUGCAGGCAUAGAAGAUCUAAAGGCCCAAUCUCCAGAUGACAGGCGUAUCUUGGUACCAAGUGAGAGCAAGAAUCUAUUUAAGUACAAAGUGAAGCGACGUCUCUCUGACAGUAGUGACCUCUCACCCUAUUCUCUAUCGCCAGUCAGCAACAAAAGCCAAAAACUUCUCAGAUCACCAAGAAAGGCAAUACGGAAAAUCUCAAAGAUUCCGUUCAAAGUGUUAGAUGCCCCAGAGCUUCAGGAUGAUUUCUACUUGAACCUGGUGGAUUGGUCCUCUCAGAAUGUCCUCAGUGUUGGACUUGGGACCUGUGUCUAUCUAUGGAGUGCAUGUACUAGUCAGGACAUUUCUCCAAAACUGAUGUACAAAAAAGCACCCUGCCCAAAGGUGACAAGAUUGUGUGACUUGUCCUGUGACGGAGAUUCUGUCACCUCAGUGUCAUGGAAUGAAAGGGGUAAUUAUGUCGCUGUUGGAACACACAAGGGCUUUGUGCAAAUAUGGGAUGCUGCAGCUAGCAAGAAAAUAUCAACACUUGAGGGGCAUUCUGCAAGAGUUGGUGCUCUGGCAUGGAAUGCUGACAUGUUGUCAUCUGGCAGUAGAGAUAGACUCAUUCUCCAAAGAGAUAUCAAGACACCAUCUUCCAUGCCUGAGAGAAGGCUCCAGGGACAUAGACAGGAGGUGUGUGGGUUAAAAUGGUCACCUGAUCACCAACAUUUAGCCUCAGGAGGCAAUGAUAACAAACUAUUUGUGUGGAAUAUGAACAGUUGCCAACCUAUCCAGACAUAUACUGAACAUUUAGCUGCUGUGAAGGCUAUAGCCUGGUCACCCCACCAGCAUGGUCUACUGGCCAGUGGGGGAGGUACGGCUGAUAGAUACAUGAGGUUUUGGAAUACUCUAACUGGGCAGCCAUUACAGUGUAUAGACACUGGAUCACAAGUGUGUAAUCUAGCCUGGUCAAAACAUGCCAAUGAACUGGUGAGCACACAUGGUUACUCACAGAAUCAAAUCCUGGUAUGGAAGUACCCAUCUCUAGUACAAAUCGCCAAACUGACAGGUCACUCAUACAGAGUACUGUACCUGGCCACAUCGCCAGAUGGAGAAGCAAUAGUGACAGGUGCAGGUGAUGAGACACUUCGAUUUUGGAACGUUUUUAGUAAAACUAGAUCAACUAAGGAAUCAAAGUCAGUUCUAAACAUGUUCACAAGUAUACGAUAAAAAAUUUUGAGAUGGAUAAGGAGUAAUAAUCAGUGAUAUUUGGAUGAUAUUUACCAUUAAUGGAUGGACAUAUGGUUGGAGCAAUCAUGGAAAGAUAUUUCUGUUGAGAUCAAUGAUAACUAAUUUUAAACAAUUAUGGAAAGAAUGAUUAGGCGAAGAUGUUGCAAAUGGUAUGCACAUAAACAACUUUAAUUUCAUUCAUUCAUUAAUUAAACAUUCUUGAAAUGCAAACAUUGAAAGACAAUCAUACAGGAGUCGAUUUCUCAAAGAUAUGUUAGUUUUACUGAUAUUUGAGAUUAGAAUAUGUAGGGCUUGAAUUAUGAAUUUUCAGCAGGUAAUUAAUUUCCGUACAAAAAUCACCUUUUGGGAAUUGAGCAACUGGUUCUAUGUUUUAGACCCAGUUAUUUUGUUUUUUGCUUUCAUUCAUUUUGACUGUUGUUAUAUGUCAGUUGAAUCCUUGAUCAUGCUAGAAUAUCCAAUUGCAGACCUGACAUACAUUUAAUCUAUUUGUAUUCAUUGUAUAGCUGGUGGUUAUACUUAAAAAUGUAACAUCCUAUACUUAUUCAGUUCUUAUUGUAUAAUCGUUAUACUAGCAAAUUAUUGAAAUUAAUAUGUUAUAUCAUAUGUGUGUGUUUUCCCAGUUUUUGAACAGAUUGCAUGAAAAUGUUCAAAUUCAAUUUUUUGGCUCAAGUAUUUUCAGUUUUCUAUAAAUAUUUUGCAGUCCCUGACAUCAAAACCUAAUGUAUUAUACAGUUACUAAGCAUUGGAUUUUAGUACAUUCUACAUUGUUCACAGACUCGGCCAAACAUUUUAGUUUCAGUAUUUGUUCAGAAUUGAUCUUCAAGUUUUAGUAGUUGGUUUACAGCAAAUCAUCUAGUGUGGGAUUUAUCUUGUAAUAGGGUUCAGUUUAAACAUCAAUAUCAAAUUCCUUAAUUCAUUUCUAUAUUUGUGUGUAUUUCUGUUUAUAAGUAUACCUACUUUCAAAACCUACUGAGGUUCUAGGUACAUAACUU
Molecule: messenger RNA, 2740 nt
Organism: Owenia fusiformis
Lineage: Eukaryota; Metazoa; Annelida; Polychaeta; Sabellida; Oweniidae
Source: the annotation of a GenBank genome assembly